AGGAAAGGCAAACUAAUUGUAAAUCUGUAUAAUGCCUGUAAUUUCUUUGUUUUGUUAAUUGAGAGUAUAAUUAUUUUUUUUCCCUAGGUUGAAUUUCGAUGUAACCCUUGAAUAUUUUGAUUUAUCGUUUUAUUCGUUGCCGUCAAUUAUAUUUCUCCCCAUUAUUCGCAACUAAGGGUUAUCAUUUAUAAUCUGCAAUCCCCCCUCGACCGCUUCGUGGUAUACGCGAUGCCAUUCGUUAUGAACAUACCCUUUUAUCUCUGCAGCAGCUAAUUAGUGUAUGGGGCAUUGCAUGUCAACUCGGCCAGAUUUCUACCUCCCUUUUAUUUUUUUUUCUUCAUUCUAUUUUUGCUGAGAAUUCUGAACCUAAUUCAGGCUAUUCAGUAAGAAGAUAAGAAAAGAAACUUGAAGCCAAGUAGUUAUCUCAUUCAAUCAAUCUAAUUAACAUAGUUUUCUAAUUUCGCUGAAGAUCAUGAAAUAUAUUAUUUUUUACCUGUGUGAAAAAAAUAGAGAUCUCUCUCAGGAUUCUGAAAAGUUUCAUCAUAGAUAUAUUGAACUUUCAUCAUUUAAUUUGAAGCCUUAGAAAUUUUGGGGGGAAAUUUUUCGAAAACUCUACAGAGGUAAGGUCUGCAGAAUCUGGUCGAGUUGACAUGGAAUGCCCUAUUAUAUGGCUACAAAAUCGGACUCUUAUUAUAUGUGCUGUCUACUAUACUUAUAAUUAUUAUUCACAAUGGUAUUGGUAAAGCUGCAGCAAACUUUGCUAAUGCUUCUUGACUUCGCGUGUUCUCAGAUUAUGUCGCGAUGUCCCCGUCUACGUCAUGCGAAUUAUAUUCCUUGGGAUAUACAUACCGUUAAAAUAUUAUAGAUAAUACCGAUACCCACCACCGUGCCUGCAAAACUUAGUUUUUAGUUAAAACAAACGUGCAGUUUAUCCUCGACUAUUGCCCGAUGCGGAUAUUAAUCCCCGCGAUCAUUUGAAAUGUAUUCCGAGUUAUCUGAACUCGUUCGUUUUGAUGCAAGAGAAUCUUGGACUAUUUGAUAUUCUUUCGCUUUGAUUCUGCUGGCUGUUCUUUGCUUUUUCACAUCACGUUGAAUUUCCAGAAACAAUUUCAAGUACAGAACGUGCAGAUCAAUCAUGCUCGGCAAAAAAAGGGGUGGGAUCAGCGCCGCGCGUCGAAUGGCAAAAAAAAGUACGCCGGCUGCACUCCAAACGGAAGUCAACACCGACGACGAAUGGAAGAAGAUUUUGGAAAGGAAGGGACUAGUCGUGGUUGAUGUGUAUUCGGGAUGGAGUGGACCGUGCGCGGGGAUGAUUAGUCUUUUGAAAAAAGUAAAAAUGGAAACUGGAGGGGACUUGCUGAGUUACGCUAUUGCAAAAAGUGACGAUAUCAAAGACCUCGAACGAUUCAGGGGAAAAAGUGAACCCACUUGGAUGUUUCUUCACGAUGGCAAGAUGAUUAAUUUACUUUUUGGAGCCGAUUGCCCCGAACUCCAUAGAGUCCUGAAUGAAGAACUUCAAAGACUUCAGACCGGAGAGCAGCCCAAUUUUUUGAUGGAGGUAACCGAACGAAGUCCAGAGGAAGAAAAGAGACUGAGAAUUCUCGAAGAAACUAGACUGGCUAAAGAAGCUGCAAAAAAAGCACAAGAAGAAGCGGAGAUAAAGGCAAAGUACGAAGCGGAAAUGAAUCACUUCACGAGUUCCUUGGCCAAGGAAACCUGCCUUAUUUUAUACCCGUGGGUAUUUAAGGACGAGGAAUUUCACAGGAGAGAUAAGAAAUCCAGUCCGCCGUACAUGGAACUCAUCGAAGAACUUUUACCAGAUAAUUACAAAAUUGCUGAAGAAUUUAGAAAGCAAUUGGACGAAACUAUUGUCAACGAUAUGCUCAAAGAGUCUGAUUACGAAAUGACGGAAAAUUCGACAAAACUUUUGCUAGACGGAAAAUGUAUGUGCAUGCGUCUUAAAAUCAGUGAAAAAAAAUUAGAAAUGGAUGUUGAAAAAUAUUUGCUCAAUAUUUUAUUUGGAGAACCGUCCUUGCCAAAACCUGGUCAACCCCCAAUAGAAGGAUGUUAUGCAGAACGUCAUAAACCGGCUUUUACUCCAAAUUCCAAGGAUGAUAUUUAUCCUGUCGUUUGGGCAGCUCCCAAUCCCCGAAACAAGGCUACAGUUUUCCAAAUAAUAUUUCGAAACUAUGUCGAAAAAAAUUAUCCGUUUGAGCACGAGACGUCGAGAGUACCGAUAAUCGUGUUUAAAUAUGAUAGCACGAAGAAGAAUGAUAUAAAAAUAAUUGUGAGUAAUUAUAAAUCGGAUUUGAUGAAUUUCGGCGUAUUUGAACGUGACAAACCACCGGAAGCCAAACGUAUCGCUACAUCGAUAGAAGAGUUUGAGGAAAAGGCAGAAGAAAGGACGGGGUACGAAAUCUUCGUCUGCGUCGUGAGAAAAAUCGACAGCGAAUCCUUUUUGGCUUUUGCUGGGAUCGGACCUUAUCACGUUAGCGAAAGUCCUGAAAAAGCGAUCGAUGAAGCUGCCGUUUAUUUUCCGGCUCCUGGACUUGUAGAAGAAGUCCCAUCUGAUGAUGAAGAAAAUCUUGAAACUGAAGAGAAUCCUGAGGGACAAAAUGGGAACGCGGCGGGAACAGGAGAACCGGUCGCUACCGCACUGUAAUCACAUUGGGCGAUGAUCGAUCUGAUUAUUGGUAACGUAUAUUCGUAGUUUUAAAUUCUGAAUGCGGAUUUUUAAUUCAGCAGUUUUGAAUUUGCUUUACAUAUUGUAAAUAUUUGAAUAGUCACAAGAAUGAAAAAUAAAAGAAGAAUUAGAUUCUAAAAAUCUAUUACCUGGUUUAUUUUAAUAUACCAGAGCUACGAUUUUCUAUAAACUUCGAUGACGACCACGCGGAAAAAAACUAUAGCAAAAUAUCUUCGGGCGACUUGAACAAUUAGGUAAGUCAUCAAGAUGUUUGAAUACUCAGAAACGAUUCAGGAAAUGUUUGAAAUAUAAUUUGAAAAUGGUCAGUCUGUAUAAAAGAACAAAACCUGAUAAGUAGACAGCCAUUCCAAUCGGGUGUCUUCUCAAUAACGUCCCAAAGUUGGUGAAAAAAGUUGGAAGAAUCGAUCUGAGAUAUUCUCAAACAAUUUUAUUUUAAAAAUCUGAUAUAAAAUUUCCAUCAUUUACUGCAUUAUUAACGAACAUUAGUGGAGUGCUGUAACAGAAAUUUCAUCCAUAAUAAGCAAUCGAUAUGCUCGAAUUCAGUGCUAAUGUUCUUUGCCUCUUGUUCUUAUUGGCAAAUCUAAAUCCGAGCUUUGCAAAUCCAGUAGAGUUAGUGGAAAAUGCCGAGGAUACUGGAAGGUCGCUCAAAGUCGUAUCAGAGAACCUAAGAAUGGAACUUGACUAUUUAGUUGAUCUGAUUGUGCAAUGUCAAACAGACAAGCUGAAAAAUUUGGAUCGCAUUGAGACCCUAAGCACAAUUGUGGACCACAUAAAACAACAGAAGGAAGAUUUAACUGUUGAAAAUGAACUCCUGAAACGCAAGUUCAGGUUGAUCAUGGAGGCACUUUCUCCCAGCACUGUUAGACUACUGCAUCUCGAUACUGUAGAAGAAGUUCCAGAAUUCAGAGACGACGGCAUCUUUGAACACGGACCUUCUAGACGCUGAAUUCAUAAAAAAAUUCUGCCACUAUUCAUCAGGCCUUACAGGAUCUGAUGAGGAUCCGAAAUCAGUUGUAGAAUUGUACUUGUGAGAAUUAGCUGAAUUUUCAUUCACACUAGUUAGUAUUGGCGGUACCGUAGACAGUUCAAGUUAUGUAAUUCCAAAUAUGAUGGGCUCAAAGCAUUCGUUUGUGGUAAACAGAAGUUAGAAAUUUUCAUGAGAAAACCAACAACAAAUAAUUUUUAGUCUUACUUAGUUGUAAACACCGACAUUUAUUUCGUACUAUUUUCUUGUACACUGUAUAUAAUGUGAUAAUAAACAAUCUACAAGGUUAGAUCAA
Athalia rosae (coleseed sawfly) is the source of this 3984-nucleotide messenger RNA. Its product is annotated as thioredoxin-like protein 1. Lineage: Eukaryota; Metazoa; Arthropoda; Insecta; Hymenoptera; Athaliidae. The record is from RefSeq and is a predicted model, not a curated record. The transcript has 12 exons. The coding region runs from base 1136 to 2662 and encodes 508 amino acids.